Messenger RNA from Hylaeus volcanicus, 705 nucleotides. RefSeq names its product ATP synthase subunit a-like. The transcript is spliced from 2 exons. Gene Ontology annotation, molecular function: proton transmembrane transporter activity. The record is from RefSeq and is a predicted model, not a curated record. Lineage: Eukaryota; Metazoa; Arthropoda; Insecta; Hymenoptera; Colletidae. Gene Ontology annotation, biological process: proton motive force-driven ATP synthesis.
AUGUCUGAAAAGCAAGAACUGUUGAAACUGAAAAUGAUAACAAAUUUAUUUUCAAUUUUUGAUCCUACUACAAGAUAUUUUAGAGCUUUAAAUUGAUUAACUUUAUUUAUACCAUUAUUAUUUUUACCAUACUCUUACUGAAUUCUGCCUUCUCGUAUACAAAUUAUUUUAAUAAUAUUUGUAAAUUUAAUUUUUAAAGAAUUUAGAUUAUUAACAAAAAAUAUUUAUAAAUCUAAUAUUAUUAUUUUUGUUAGAACAUUAAUUUAUAUUUUAUUAAUAAAUGUUAUAGGCUUAAUUCCUUAUAUUUUUACUUCAACUAGACACCUAUCAGUUAAUUUAUCCAUUUCAUUAACUUUAUGGUUAAGAUUCAUAUUUUAUGGUUGAGUAAUUAAUACAAGUUCUAUAUUUAUUCAUUUAGUUCCUUUAAAUACUCCAUUAAUACUAAUAAAUUUUAUAGUUUUAAUUGAGUCAAUUAGAAAUUUCAUUCGCCCAUGAACUUUAGCAAUUCGGCUAUCAGCAAAUAUAAUUGCGGGACACUUAUUAUUAUCAUUACUUGGUUCUUCAAUAAAUAAUAUGUUUAUUUUUUUAAUCCCCCUAGCUAUUGUAAUUCAAAAUAUACUAAUAUUACUAGAGAUUUCUGUUUCUAUUAUUCAAUCAUAUGUAUUCUCUAUUCUUAGAAUUUUGUACUUUAAUGAAGUGAAUUAA